Messenger RNA from Dendronephthya gigantea, 1565 nucleotides. RefSeq names its product ornithine aminotransferase, mitochondrial-like. The coding region runs from base 157 to 1455 and encodes 432 amino acids. The record is from RefSeq and is a predicted model, not a curated record. The transcript is spliced from 8 exons. Gene Ontology annotation, cellular component: cytoplasm. Gene Ontology annotation, molecular function: L-ornithine transaminase activity; pyridoxal phosphate binding; identical protein binding. Lineage: Eukaryota; Metazoa; Cnidaria; Anthozoa; Malacalcyonacea; Nephtheidae.
UUCAUCACACAAGGUUUUUAAAUCCACGUGGCCCGGAAUUUUUUUCCUGAUUUGUUAACUGAUAGCUGCACAGCAAAAGUUCGUAAUUAUUUAAGGUGCAGGACACGUCACAUGUACUUUGAAGUAGCUCAGUUGGUUACUUAAGUUGAAGCAACAAUGUUUCGCUCUGUGGUAACUCGUAUUUUCGCUACAUCUUCGAAGCUUUCCCGUCGAAAUCUGUCAUGCACUGCUUCGUGUUCUUCGCCGUUAUCAACAAAAGAUAUUUUUAAACGAGAGCAGCAGUACGGGGCGCACAACUAUCAUCCUUUACCGGUGGCAUUGUGUAAAGGAGAAGGGGUCUAUGUCUGGGAUGUCGAAGGAACACGAUACAUAGAUUUUUUGAGCGCUUACUCUGCCGUAAAUCAAGGACAUUGCCAUCCUAAGAUCAUCGACGCGAUGAAAAAGCAAGUCGAUAAUUUAACGUUAACAUCAAGAGCCUUCUAUAACGACGUUUUAGGUGAAUAUGAGGAAUAUGUGACUAAGCUUUUUGGGUAUGAUAAAGUGUUGCCCAUGAAUACUGGUGUUGAAGGAGGGGAGACAGCCUUAAAGUUAGCACGAAAGUGGGCGUACAAGGUGAAGGGUGUACCUAAGAAUCAGGCGAAGGUUGUGUUUGCUGCAGAUAAUUUUUGGGGCCGUACAUUAGCAGCUUGUUCAUCAUCGACUGAUCCAGAUUGCUUUGAGGAUUAUGGGCCGUACAUGCCAGGAUUUGAGAUUGUGCCAUAUAAUAAUUUGGAAGCACUAGAGAUGGCAAUUCAAGAUCCUAACACUUGUGCCUUCAUGGUUGAGCCAAUUCAAGGAGAGGCUGGAGUAAUAAUACCAGACCCAGGUUAUGUGACUGGUGUAAGAAACCUCUGUGAUAAACACAAUGUCCUGUUUAUUGCUGAUGAAGUUCAAACUGGAUUAGGUAGAACUGGAAGACGCCUUUGUGUUGAUCAUGAAGGAGUUCGUCCUGACAUUGUAGUUCUUGGAAAGGCCCUUUCAGGUGGAUUAUAUCCGAUUUCAGCUGUGCUAUGUGAUGAUGAAAUCAUGUUAACAAUUAAACCAGGAGAGCAUGGCUCAACAUUUGGUGGAAAUCCUCUUGCCUGUAAAAUUGCAAUAGCUGCCUUAGAGGUUUUGGAGGAGGAAAAAUUGGCAGAAAAUGCCACAAAAAUGGGGGAAAUACUUCGCUCCGAGAUUUCUUUGCUUAAUCCAGAGGUUGUGGUGGAUAUUCGUGGAAAGGGUCUUUUUACUGGAAUCACUAUAAAAGAAAUGAAAGGCAUUGAUGCCUGGGAGGUUUGUGUACGACUUCGGGACAAUGGUCUUCUAGCGAAGCCAACACAUGGAGACAAGAUACGUUUUACCCCACCUCUGGUUAUUAAUGAAGAGCAAGUUUUUGAAGCUGUGGAUAUUCUGAAGAAUACCAUCAAUUCUUUGUAGCCUGACUGAACAAUAUAUUCUCUGUAUAUAUAUAGUUAUAGUAUUUUGAAGCUUAGACAAAUAUUCUGACAUUUGUGUGUGUGGAUGGACCUCAGGGACUUUAUUGAAGU